Aspergillus niger is the source of this 615-nucleotide messenger RNA. RefSeq lists its product as uncharacterized. Lineage: Eukaryota; Fungi; Ascomycota; Eurotiomycetes; Eurotiales; Aspergillaceae. Bases 1 to 615 code for a protein of 204 amino acids. The transcript has a single exon. The record is from RefSeq and is a predicted model, not a curated record.
AUGCCUUCCGCAUCCCCAUCAUCUCCUUUCGAGGCUGGCAUCUAUCUUCCUGGGGGCCAUAACACCGACCCGCCGAUGACAUCCGACACGGACGGCUAUCGAUUGAAUCACUUUAUGCUCCGCAUCAGGGAUCCUCAGCGCACUCUGCAUUUCUAUAUUGACCUCAUGGGCAUGCGCACUAUUUUCACCAUGAACGCCGGUCCGUUCACCAUGUACUACCUCGGCUACCCACCCACCCCCAGCGACCGCGCCGAUCUUUCUGCCUGGGCCUCCCGAGUCGCCAACGUCCGCGAACUUACCCAGACCAUUGGGCUGCUGGAGUUUUACCAUACUCAUGGGACUGAAAAGGACGACGAGUUUAGAGUCUCUUCCGGGAACUCGCCUCCUAACUUGGGUUUUGGCCAUCUAGGAUUCACUGUCCCGGACGUUCCCGCGGCUGUCGAGCGCCUGAGGCGGGAAGGGGUACACGUGCUGAAAGAUCUGGGGGAUAGUUCGAGGGAGAGUGUUCCUCUCAGUACUUGGGAGGAGCAUCGCGGCUUCGGAACGGGGGAUCUACAUCCAAAGUUCAAGGAAAUUUACGAUCAGAUUGCGUGUGUGGCUGAUCCGGUGGGCUGA